AUGGCCAUCGAUCCCAGCUAUCCUCUACUCCCCAUCAUCAACAUCCUAUGCGCCACCCUCCUUUUGAUCCUACUCAUUAUCAACAUGAUCAGGAGGGCUCAAGCUUUCAAUCUGGCUGUCAAUAUACUCGCUUCCUCCUUAUUCCUAACUACAAUGUUCACGGGAAUCGAUAUGAUCGUUUGGGCACAUGAUGGUCACCUCAACUUUCCAUUCGCUUAUUGCGACAUAGUGUCCCACGUGCUGAUGUUCACCUCUGUCGCCAAGCCUUCCUGCACACUGCUAAUCACUCGCCAAUUAUACAACAUCGUCGCGCUGACGUCCACCAGUGGCCUUUCACUCGCUCAGCGACGUCGCAAUAUUAUUGUCGAGCUUGGUAUCGGCGUAUGCCUACCUGCUUUCGUUACCGGAGUCUUGUACUACAUUGUACAACCUGCUCGUUUCGCGGUGUACGAAGGACUCGGCUGCUUCGAUGUCAUUGACAUGUCGGGGUACGCCUUGAUAUUCGUAUACUCCUGGGCUCUUCUCCUUCCACUAUAUUCAGUGGUGUUUUAUUGCCCUCGGAUCGUGAGAUCUCUCGUCAGGCGAAGGAGACUGCAUGUGAAAUUGUUCACUGUGGAACCCUUGACUAUCAAGCCAUUCUGCCCACACAACGGCGAUGAUAGUCUCCGCCUACUCGUUCUUGGCUGUUUUGAUCUACUCAUUUCUCUCCCAUUGGCUGCCCUCACGUUUGGUUUCCAGAUUUCGAAUGCUUUGGCUCUUGGACCCGCUUUCCCUUUUUAUCGCGGGUGGGCGCCGAUUCAUGAGGGAUGGGCGCCUUGGGUCAAUAACUUUGUUCUCGGCAAUCCAUUCGGUCUCCUUAGGGAUUAUAUACCCAUCGUAUCAUCCAUCGUGACCGGAUACGCCUUAUUUACCCUCUUCGGUUGUACUGAGCAAGCACGUACGAUGUACAUGCGCUUCUUCCGGUCAAUCCUGGGCAUUUGUCUUAGAAGGGACCCACGACGUCGUCCUUCUGCCGGCGCAAUGUUGCCACCCAUGCAGUUCGAGGCCGAUAUCCUACUUUCUCCCAGUGUAUCGAUCGACUUGACAGCGACCAUCACGGUGAUUCCUAGGGCGGCCACAUUCGACUUCAACCAGUGCACAGGGAUUGUAUCGAUGUAUGAAGGGAAUGCACUCGCAGCAUAA
This is a messenger RNA of Peniophora sp. CBMAI 1063, 1182 nucleotides long. NCBI's taxonomy places the organism in Eukaryota, Fungi, Basidiomycota, Agaricomycetes, Russulales, Peniophoraceae. The record is from the annotation of a GenBank genome assembly.